Molecule: messenger RNA, 2023 nt
Organism: Marchantia polymorpha subsp. ruderalis
Lineage: Eukaryota; Viridiplantae; Streptophyta; Marchantiopsida; Marchantiales; Marchantiaceae
Source: the annotation of a GenBank genome assembly
CACAACUCUUCACUCCUGCCAUCGAUCCACCUCUCUCGCCAUCUCUCUCGCGCCCUCUGUCUGUCUACCAACUCUCACUGCCUGCCUGUGCAUUCAAACGAUCUGUCGAAGCAUUCUGAGAUACUCAUCUGCAAGUGAUUCGGAGCCCACAACAGCAAUCAUCGCAGCGUCCUAGAGUUACCGAUCAUCAUCCGUUCAUCCGUUUCCCCAGCUCAAGUCGUCCAGUCCUGUUUCGUGAAUUUGGUCAUCUCUCCUGCUUGGCGAUUCCAAAUUCUUUUGUUUCCACCUCUUGUCUCUCUACUACUAUCUGCUCUACUCUCUACUACUCUCGUGCGUGUAAAAGCGAAGCGAAUCCCAGCGUAAUCUGAAGCGUUGUGUGCUGUCGAGACUGCAUCCGUUCGAGGACCGAAGACCGAAUCGUACCGAGUUCAUCCCUUACAUCUCACGCGACGACGAUCUCCUCGACCUCAAGCGUCUUGAUUGCCACCUUUCUCACCUAAACUCGAUUCUCCGGAGUUCUACAUAUCUACAGCGAAAAUGAUGUCCGCAAACGAACUCUUCUAUGGAGAUCAGGAGCCCGUGUUCGUUGUUGACACCGCCGCAUACCCCGUCCGCCGGGGCCGCGUAUCGAGCUACGUGGAACCGGCCGACAAGUAUUACCGUGGUCACCCAGAGUCGGCAGGCUACUACCGAGGUAACUCCCGCAGCCGAUACUCGGACUACUACGGCGGUGAAACGCGACGCACGGACUACGGUGCUUACGCCGUAGGCGACAGGUACUCAAACGACUACUACAGACGGUCGUCGCCCGGCAGGUACUACGACACCGAUGCUUACAGUGAUUCUUACACCACUCCGGGUGCCUACUAUCCGGCGGCGGCGCCCGCAUACGCCCCUACCCACACCCCGUACGAAUACGACGCUACUUUCUACGACUCCAGGCCCAACGAAUACUACGAAUAUCGGAAGCCCUCGACCGUGGUGUUGAAAGUUCCGAUCUGCUGCGAAUCGUGCUCGGAGGAGGCGAAGAACGCCCUAUUCGAGCUCAAGGGUGUCCGAUCUGUGUACUGCGACGUGCGCAAAGAAAUGAUCACUGUCACCGGAACUGCUGCCCCGGCAGAUGUCCUACAGGUUGUGCGGAAGUUGCAUAAGAAGUCCCGAUUCUGGGGAGACGACGACUACUGAAUGUAAUCGCGGACUUUUUGUAAAUAAGCGCUCUUCCGAGUUUCUUGUACAGGAGAUGAUGUAGGACUUGUGCCAGCCAGGGCCAGCAGCAUCCGAGCGAUUUUGGUCACAUUGACGCAGCUCCACGGGUAGAUGCCGCUGUGCAGUCGACACUUAUUCAAUCAUUCUUUUUUCGUUUGCCAGCUUUUUAGGACGUCCAAAGUGCAUCAGGCCGUAGUGUAGGUAGAGUAGCCUGUUGAUUACUAGUCGUUAGCUUUGCGCACCCCUACGUGGGUCAGGCCAUCGCACCAUGAUUCUCCCAGCCGGAUCAGAUCCGCUCGGUGCAGCACGCUAUUUUUUACAGUAGGAGCGACGGUCUCCCGACUGAUCGAUGGAACGGCAGCAGCUUCUGAGGCGAGUCGCCAGCUUGUCCCCACUCGCGCGCUCUCUCUCUCACUCUCUCUUUCGAUAUUCAACGUGACAAAGCCUGUGAGGAGACAGACAGAUUCGCCGAAAACUGAGAGGAUGGAAGGCAGUGAUGCAUCUUACGAGCUUGGGUUCGGCUUUGUCGGCCCGAAAUUGUACCUCGAGGUCUUGAGGAUGGAGGCAACAUUCGGCGGAAAGAGAGCGAGGGCGAGAGGCGGAGAGGGAGCAUGCGGACGACACGUCUCGUCGAGCUUGCUCGUCGUCUUCAUCAACAAUUUUGUAGAGAGUUUCAUCAGAUAGGCCAGUGAUUUCUUUCGGGAAUUUAGGAUGAUGAUUCAGGUGAUAGAGAUCCACAUUGGCCUAUCCCUGUGCACGCGGGGCGUGUGACAAAAAACUAUCCUAGUUGUUAAUAAAACGUCUGAUGCACCCCAAA